Molecule: messenger RNA, 1375 nt
Organism: Rhipicephalus microplus (southern cattle tick)
Lineage: Eukaryota; Metazoa; Arthropoda; Arachnida; Ixodida; Ixodidae
Gene: Aprt
Product: adenine phosphoribosyltransferase
Biological process (GO): adenine salvage; AMP salvage
Cellular component (GO): cytoplasm
Molecular function (GO): AMP binding; adenine binding; adenine phosphoribosyltransferase activity
Source: RefSeq, a predicted model, not a curated record
UUCGGGCCGCGGACAACCGUAGCUGCAAGGACAUCCUCUUGAUAAUCAUAAUCGGCGUUUGCAACUUUUCGCGCGUAUUGUGGUCCACCCUGAAGUUCAUUAUUCUCUAGAUUGCGCCGGUUUUACGCUUGUAACCUUUCUUUUCGGUUCAUGUUAUUGCAGUUAUAGAUUACUGCUAUCGUUCUGUUGGAAAUGGAUCCUAGAACUAAGGAAGUAUGUGCCGCACUGAAAGCGUACCCUGACUUUCCCAAGAAAGGUAUCUUAUUUUGUGACAUAAUGCCAGUAUUUCAAAAGCCAGAUCUCUUUCGCAAGAUGGUGGACCUGCUUGUCGAGCAUGUUCGCAAGUCUGUGCCCAAUGUUCAAGUCAUUGCCGGCAUUGAGUCACGAGGUUUUCUUGUGGGGCCUGCUUUGGCAUUGGCUCUAAAUGUACCAUUUGUGCCUAUUCGAAAACCAGGAAAGCUACCUGGAAAUGUGAAGUCUCAGGCAUAUACUCUGGAGUAUGGAGAGGACAAGUUGGAAGUGCAACUUGAAAGUAUAACCCCUGGGGAGAACGUUGUCAUUGUGGAUGACCUCUUAGCCACAGGUGGGAGCAUGCAAGCUGCUGUCAAUUUAAUCCAGGCUGCUGGAGCCAAUGUAUCCCACUGCAUUGUCAUUGUGGAAAUUGAAGAACUCCAUGGUCGGCAAAAGUUGAAUGUUCCCAUCUUUUCUCUUGUUCCUUUCUCCGCAGCAGUGAAGAAGUAGUAGGUUGCUUCAUCAGAGAAGUGAAGAGAAGGCAAAGUGCAAUGACUGAAUUCUUAGGAUGCUAUGAGUUGUUAGGCUGUCAAUUUCGUGAAAUCAAAUAAUUAGAGCAUCUUAAUCAAAAUAAUAAUAUAGGAUUGUUUCAAGAUUGCAUCACUGCACUUCCAUAUGUAAACUCAGACAUGCAAAUAUACAAAAAGUAAGCAUUCCAGAAAUUUAGAAUGCUUUUUUGAGUUGGUAUAAGAAAAAGUGGACGAUUCCAUGACCGUGAAUGCCUUUCAUCAAGGCCUAGAUGUUUAGUUCGCUUUCUGUCAUUUUUCAGAUUGCCAUUGCACAAGAGUGUUUCUAAUUUUAAUGAUAAAGGCAACGAAAAUUAUAGCAUUUUUAAUUUUUUCCAGCUCAUAGGUCUUAAAUUUACAACUACUGUCAAUGCAGCCCAUUCUGUGUAGUUUCCUUUCGAAUCAACUCUUAGAGUUAAAACCGUGGUGCGUGUUUGCAGCUACACUAUUUGAUAAUGUCCAUUUUUAAAAUAAAAGUUUUAUUCUUGCAUAAUGUAUGUUUACACUCUGAGGAACAUAAAUAGUAGCAUUCUUGCAGUAAUUGAAAUGCAUUGAAAACCUUACAGCCCAUAAAAAUU